Molecule: messenger RNA, 2662 nt
Organism: Coffea eugenioides
Lineage: Eukaryota; Viridiplantae; Streptophyta; Magnoliopsida; Gentianales; Rubiaceae
Product: conserved oligomeric Golgi complex subunit 2
Exons: 12
Coding region: 39-2330 (763 amino acids)
Biological process (GO): intra-Golgi vesicle-mediated transport; Golgi organization; protein transport
Cellular component (GO): COG complex; membrane
Source: RefSeq, a predicted model, not a curated record
UACAGGGAAGAAAAAAAGAAGGAAGAAAACGAAUUGCAAUGCCAGAUCUACGAUCUCCGCAAGCGCCACCAGCGCCGCCACCUCUUCCACCGCCGCGAUCCGCCGCAGACUUGUUCGGAGAUCCAGUGGAUUCCUAUCCGCCAUGGCUAAACCCAACGGCAUUCGUAGACCAAGAGUUCGACCCGGAAUCCUACAUCUCCGACCUCCGAACCUUCGUCCCCUUCGAGACCUUGCGAUCGGAGCUCCAAUCGCACUUGAGUUCCCUGCAGCGAGAGCUCGUCGACUUAAUUAACCGCGAUUACUCGGAUUUCGUCAGUCUCAGUACCAAGUUGAUCGACAUCGAUGCCAGUGUUGUUCGUAUGCGAGCCCCACUGCUCGAUAUUAAAGAGAAGAUCUUGGCUUUCCGAGGUGCCGUUGAUGCUUCUCUCAGCGCUCUUAAAAGCCGGCUCAAGCAGCGUGCUGAUGCCAAUCAGACUAGAGAAGUUCUCGAGCUCUUGCUUGAUACCUUCCAUGUGGUUUCCAAGGUUGAGAAACUGAUAAAGGAGCUCCCAAGUAUACCUGUUGAUUGGUCUAAUGGGUAUGUCAAUUGUGCUUCAAAGGAUCAUUUAAGCAAUGGGAUCUCCUUCCAACAUACUGAAAAUAGCACAAGUCUUAGAGAGACUCAAAGCAUGCUGCUAGAACGCAUUGCUAGUGAGAUGAAUAGGCUUAAGUUCCACAUAACUCAUGCGCAGAAUAUGCCUUUUAUUGAAAACAUGGAGAAGAGGAUACAGAGUGCUAGCUUGUUAGUGGAUACCAGCUUAGGACACUGUUUUGUCGAUGCCCUUGAACAUAGGGAUGCAAAUGCCAUAUACAAUUGUUUGCGUGCAUAUGCAGCCAUUGAUAACACCAGAAAUGCUGAGGAGAUAUUUCGAUCCACGGUGGUUGCGCCAUUUGUUGAGAAAAUCUUUGAUGAUUCAUCAGGGGCUGGUGGGGAAUCUGCUGAUGAACUUGUGCAGGACUACAAGAUAAUCAAGCAAUACAUUGAAGAUGAUUGUAAAUUUUUGCUGGAUAUAUCUACUAGAGAAAAUUCUGGUUUGCAUGUUUUUAGUUUUGUGGCAAAUUCUAUACUUAAGGAGGUUCUCUCUGCAAUCCAAAAAAGAAAGCCUGGAGCCUUUUCUCCGGGAAGGCCUAAAGAGUUUCUAAAGAACUACAAGUCAAGCUUGGAUUUUUUGGCUCAUUUAGAAGGUUAUUAUCGCACUAGAUCUGCAGUUGCUAAGUUUCGUGCUGAGGCCGUAUAUAUUGAGUUCAUGAAGCAAUGGAAUAUUGGAGUCUACUUUACAUUGAGGUUUCAGGAAAUUGCCGGAACUUUGGAUUCUUCACUUGUUGUGGCUAGUCUUCUUCCUGUUGAAAGUUCAUCCUCUGAUUUGAAAAAUUCUCAAGCAUUAUUAUUAAAGCAAAGUAUCACUCUGUUAGAGUGUUUAAGUUCCUGCUGGCAAGACGAUGUUCUUGUAAUUUCUUGUGCGGACAAGUUUCUUCGCUUAACUCUGCAACUUCUUUCCAGGUACUCCAACUGGUUAUUGACUGGACUAGCUGCUCGUAAAUCUAAAAAUACUGGGUCCAGUGCUGGUUCUGAAUGGGCUAUUUCUGCUGCCGCGGAUGACUUCAUUUAUAUAAUUCAUGAUUUGCAUUAUCUAGUGAACGAGGUUUCUGGUAACUACCUUGGACAUGUUCUUGGGCUUCUCAAGUCAUGCUCCACAGAAGUACUUGAUCUUGUAAAACAAAGCAUUCUACAAGGUGGGAACUCCCUGAAAGAUCUUCUGCCCCAUAUCAUGAAUUCAAUAACUGACACACUGGUUGAGAAAUCAGUGGAGGACUUGAGACAACUAAAGGGAAUAACUGCCACAUACAGGAUGACUAACAAACCUCUUCCUACUAGGCAUUCACCCUAUGUCUCAGGUGUAUUGCGUCCAAUAAAGACUUUCUUAGAGGGGGAGAGAGCUACCGCAUAUCUAACAGAACAUAUCAAGAAUGACCUCUUGCAACGCACUGCUUUUGAAAUAACUGGCCAUUAUAACGAAUUAGCUACCGACCUUGUUACUGUGGCCCGGAAAACAGAAUCUUCCCUUCAGAAAAUACGUUUAGGUGCACAGAGGCGAGCUGGAGCCAGCUCUGAUGUGUCAGACCAUAAUGUGUCUGAUACUGACAAGAUCUGCAUGCAACUAUUCCUUGAUAUCCAGGAGUAUGGACGGAACCUAGCUUCUCUUGGGGUUGAGGCGGCUAAUAUACCAGCAUAUCGAUCAUUGUGGCAGUGUGUGGCUCCUCCAGACAGGCAAAAUUCAAUAAGCUUCUAGUCCGGCUGUCAGUCAUUUUUGGUUGUAUAAUUCAGAACAACACCACUCCUUUGAAUGAGUAGUUUGUGAGCUCUGGUGAUAGGUUACUAUACUUCUGGAAAACAAUCACAUCGAUCCAAGAGAGACAAAGAAAUCACACAAUUUUUGUUUGUUUCUUCAAAAUUGUCCUUGCUGGUCUGAUUUGUUAGCACUAGUUCCCUUGUAGCCUUACCUGCCAUAUUGUAACUAGUUGAGUCAUCCGGCUUCAAUAUCUUGGUCUACACUGUCGUGCAAGCACUGUAUUCUACAUAUACCUUUCAAAAAGUAAUAACAUCAGUUGAGGUCUACUGUUA